This is a messenger RNA of Penicillium hordei, 810 nucleotides long. Its product is annotated as Tetratricopeptide-like helical. The record is from RefSeq and is a predicted model, not a curated record. Bases 1 to 810 code for a protein of 269 amino acids. The transcript is spliced from 4 exons. Lineage: Eukaryota; Fungi; Ascomycota; Eurotiomycetes; Eurotiales; Aspergillaceae.
AUGGCGAGGUACAACGAGGAGUUGGGACACAGCGACAAAGCGUUUGCCAUAUACGAAGAAAUAGUGCGAAAUUAUCCGAAUGACUACCACGCUGUGUUAGAGAUGAUGAUACACUUCUCCAAAGACAAAAACAGCGAGGACAAUUUAACCGGCCUAGACAGGCGAACGCAGGCAUUUCACGAGCACCACGCCAAUGAGGAGUACCACCAGGCAAUUAUGGCUCUGGUAUCUGAUAAUAAGACCUUUGAUGCUAUCUUUGAAAGCUAUCAGGCAGCCAUUGUUGCCGCCAAAGAGCGGCUCGCCAAAGCAACCAAUGAGAGUGACACAGAAGAGGAAAUAUUCCAUCGAACCUGCCAAGAGGUUCUCAUGCAUAAUCUUGCGCACCUUUGCCGAGAAUGUCGAGAGAAGGGAAUUUACCAUCGACCAAUGGUCACAAAAGGCCUCGUCUGUGCACAACACGCGAACGGCUGUUUCCAUAAGGUGUUGCGGGACGACAGUACCGCACCUACCUACCUAGAGCAGUUGGAUCAGCUGGCCGCAUUCAAGCCAAUAUACGUUGACAACGAGGAGCGCCUUGCAACCUACCCAAAAGAAUUUAUCGCAAGAUUCCACGCUCCUCAAGGUGAUGAACAAGAAGUCAAAGAUACCCUGCGUACUUACAUCAAACGCAAUAUCGAUAUUCUCUUCGGUGAUGAUCCGUUGAAUGGCUGGCAGGGAUAUCAGGGCUUGGCGAUAUAUCUCAUGUUCGCGGGCCAGAAUGCAGACUGUCUCGUAGCUUGGUUGUUGAUUGUUUCAUAUGACGGAAUGUGA